This is a messenger RNA of Saccostrea cuccullata (small rock oyster), 744 nucleotides long. RefSeq names its product ryncolin-4-like. The transcript is spliced from 7 exons. The coding region runs from base 1 to 744 and encodes 247 amino acids. The record is from RefSeq and is a predicted model, not a curated record. NCBI's taxonomy places the organism in Eukaryota, Metazoa, Mollusca, Bivalvia, Ostreida, Ostreidae.
AUGUGCAUGUUUUACUUAUCCUUUUCUCCCACCCUGGCAGAUGGGAGGCAUGGAGGACAGCACUCUUAUGCUCUGGAGGUAUUUCCUCAUGACCCGGUGAUCGUGACUGCUGUCUUUGAGGUGGACCCCAUCGCUGGCCAAGAAUUUCAUUUCUGGAUCCCAGAAGUCGUGAUGGUGCCAGAACAAAAUGUUGCUGAGUGCGCCGUGAUGUGUCAAAGGGAGUGCGUCUUCUUUGGUUUUAACUCGCAAACGAAGAAAUGUCGUACCCACAAGAAAAGUCUAACGUCUGAGCUGUCUGCGGAGGCCGGAUGGAGAUACUACUUGGAUGACUUUCUCCCUAGAGAUUGUAAGGAUCUUCACGAGGACGGACAAAACAUUACAGGGGUGCAUGAUAUAUACCCCUACAGUACCUUAACCAUCCCAGUCACUGUCUACUGCGACAUGACGACAAUGGGCGCGGGAUGGACGGUAAUUCAGAAACGCAUAGACGGAUCCGUGAUCUUUGACAAGAACUGGACAGAAUACAAAAAUGGUUUUGGUUCACCAGAACAGAAUGUCUGGGUUGGGAAUGACGUAAUACAUCAAUUAACCAAAGAAAACUCCUCUCUUUAUGUUUCCAUCACUCUCCAGAAUGGCACAACGCUUUAUGAAAUGUACGACGGAUUCUCUGUCUCCAAUGAAACAGAGAAAUAUCAACUCUUUCUUGCAGGACCUGCCACGGGAACAUUAGGUGACGCUAUAUAA